UUGUUGAUGUCAAAUCUAGUAACUACUUGAUUCGAGGAUGUUAUGGCUGUAAUUUUAAAGUUUGGAGCGGUGUUGAUCAGCCGCCAAAUUUCUCCGAAAGGCGCGAUAAAUAUUCAUCGUUUUGCUACAAUGUCUCAAUUGUUGGACCAAGUAGCAGAUGUGGAUAUCGAUGAUCGUGGAAGAUUCAAAUAUAUCUUGAUUGAUGUAAAAGAUACAAUCAACAACGCUAGUAAGCAAGUUGUGAGAGGAUAUGUAAGAGCUCAGUGGCAUGCUGAUAUAUUUGACGAAGUGAGCGAGCAGGUGAAGAAACACAGCGGUUUGAAAGCGAACUGCGUAGGCGGCGGAAGGAUCGAACACCACCCCGACGACAAGUUGAUCAAAGUUUAUGGAUAUUCGCAAGGUUUCGGCAAAGCUGAUCAUCGGGUAUCGGUUGAAUUACUGAAGAAAAAAUUUCCCGACUACAACGUUACGUGGUCAGACGAUGGCUAUUAGUUAGAUUAUUACGAUGAUAUGCCCUGCGGAUGUCCUUUUUAUUUAAUAAAUAGGGGAGAAGGUGAUAAUAUGAAA
Odontomachus brunneus is the source of this 567-nucleotide messenger RNA. Its product is annotated as 14 kDa phosphohistidine phosphatase-like. Gene Ontology annotation, molecular function: protein histidine phosphatase activity. The record is from RefSeq and is a predicted model, not a curated record. Bases 43 to 492 code for a protein of 149 amino acids. NCBI's taxonomy places the organism in Eukaryota, Metazoa, Arthropoda, Insecta, Hymenoptera, Formicidae. Gene Ontology annotation, cellular component: cytosol. The transcript is spliced from 4 exons. Gene Ontology annotation, biological process: peptidyl-histidine dephosphorylation.